Eremomyces bilateralis CBS 781.70 is the source of this 1353-nucleotide messenger RNA. Its product is annotated as P60-like protein. Gene Ontology annotation, molecular function: 5S rRNA binding. NCBI's taxonomy places the organism in Eukaryota, Fungi, Ascomycota, Dothideomycetes, Eremomycetales, Eremomycetaceae. The annotation marks the transcript as partial. The record is from RefSeq and is a predicted model, not a curated record. Gene Ontology annotation, cellular component: nucleolus. The transcript is spliced from 3 exons. Gene Ontology annotation, biological process: ribosomal large subunit assembly; rRNA processing.
AUCCAUCCCAUCAUGGCCUCCCUUCUCCCCCCACAGCAGCACUCGCAGCCGUCGAGAAAGGGCAAGAAGGCCUGGCGCAAAAAUGUCGACGUUUCCGACGUGCAAUCCGGUUUGGACGAGAUCCGAGAGGAGAUCAUUCAAGGCGGAACGGCGCUCGCUUCCCGCGACCUCGCCGACCUUUUCGCCCUCGACACCAAGGGCGACACGCACGCCCGACUCCAGUACCAGCGUGACCAUCGCCUGAAGAAGCCCCUCAAGUCCGAGGAGAUCCUCGCGCAACGCUCGGCUGUGCCGGCCGUCGGCUCGAAAAAGCGACCGGCCCAGACCACUGAUGGCGUCUUGCGGACGACGAAGAAGCAGCGCGGGGAAGGCAUCUCCUAUAAGGAGCUAGAACGGCUGCGGAAGAUCGCAUACGCAGGGACGCAAGGCCCGUCUCACGAGAUCGGGAAGCCGGAUCUGCACGAGCGAGCGAGCAAAAACGAACUGAGCGAUUUGUGGGCCGCGCCGGCCAAGGAACCCGCCACGGAUGCGGAAAAAUUCGAUUUCCUCCCGAAGAAAAAGCCCACGCGGGCCCCCAACACCAUCAAGCGCGCACCGCUUGCGCUGUCCGCGAGCGGGAAACCAGUACGGUCGGUCGCGAAGCCGGACCCGGGCCGGAGCUACAAUCCCCUGUUCGACGACUGGACCAACCUGUUCGACCGGGAGGGCGCGAAGGAGGUGGAGAAGGAACGGCAGCGGCUCGCCAGCGAGGAGCGGGAGCAGGAGCGACUCGCGCGGGUGGCGGCUUCGGCGGCGGAGGCGGAGCGGAAGGAGGCGGAGGAGGACGCGUACUUCACGGAGAGCGAGUGGGAGGGGUUCAACAGCGAGCAUGAGGAGGGGGAGGCGAAGACCGUGAAGGCAUCGAAGCUGAAGUCGCAAGCAGAGCGGAACAAGAUCAAUCGGCGGAAGGAGGCGGAGCGAAAAGCGGUGCACGAGAAGAAAAUGAAGCAGAAGGAUGAGCAGUUGCGACGGGUGAAGGCGUUUGCGCAGGAGGUGCGCGAGAAGGAAAAGGCGAGGCAGGAGAAGUUGCGGCAGAAGGGCGAGAUUAGUGAUGAGGAUAGCGCGGACGAGGAGACGUUGAGGCGAAAGAGUUUCGGCAAAUCACAAAUCCCGGAUCAACCGCUUGAGCUCGUCCUUGCCGACGAGUUACAGGAGUCCCUCCGCCUGUUGAAGCCGGAAGGCAACAUAUUGAAGGACCGUUUCCGAAGCAUGAUCGUCCGGGGCAAAAUCGAGUCGAGGAAGCGGAUCUCCCAGCACAAGAAACCCCAGCGCAAGGCCACGGAGAAGUGGACCUACAAGGACUGGAAGCUGUAG